AUGGCUGUGAGCUAUCGUUCAAACUUUGUUGCUGCGCGCGCAAGCUCUGUUCGCGAGGUGCAGACACUUAGUAUUGACGAGCUGGAGGAGCUAGCAGAGAAACUCGCUGCCGCCGUGAAGGAGGAUGAGGCCAACAAGGGUGGCCAAGAAUGCAAAGGAUCGACGCCGCCACGAGACUUGGCCGCUCAAGUUCAUCAAGAGACAAAUCUGAACCAAGAGCAGGGCCUCGCUGCAGAGGAACUGGAGCCAAGUGAGAGCCCUCGGCCUACAGGCAGUCUUUUUCCUUCUCAGCUCGGCCACGGAGGAAUUUCACAGAUGCCCCCAAGAAAUUCACCUGGGUCUACACGCCCUAGCAGUCCAUCACCAGAAGGUUUGAGCACCUCUACGAUCCCCGAGGAGCAGAACGACGAGGUGUGCUCCAUCUGCACGUACGACUGGGAGGACUUUUGCGAUGGUAGCAGCGAGCAUGCCAGCGCAGAGCCUCAUCCUCGUGGGCCCUCGGAAGAAGUUGCUGCACCCAGCUGGGACCCGUUCGCCGCAUUCCUGCCCCAACAGGAAGGCAGUCUUUUUCCUUCUCAGCUCGGCCACGGAGGAAGUUCACAGAUGCCCCCAAGAAAUUCUCCUGGGUCUACACGCCCUAGCAGUCCAUCACCAGAAGGCUUGAGCACCUCUACGAUCCCCGAGGAGCAGAACGACGAGGUGUGCUCCAUCUGCACGUACGACUGGGAGGACUUUUGCGAUGGUAGCAGCGAGCAUGCCAGCGCAGAGCCUCAUCCUCGUGGGCCCUCGGAAGAGGUUGCUGCACCGAGCUGGGACCCGUUCGCCGCCUUCCUGCCCCAACAGGAAGGUGCACCGUGGGAUGGUUUCCACAGCGCAGCAACCAGCACCGGAAGCUACGUGCCCGCCUGGGCGAACUUUCCUUUUGGAGGCCACGCCGACAGUAUGUUCGUUUUCUGGAUGGUGCCGGUCUGCCUCCCUGCAUGCGUCAGCAUGGUUCCGCCACCCCCCUUCUUGCCACCGAGGUGA
Molecule: messenger RNA, 1026 nt
Organism: Symbiodinium sp. CCMP2592
Lineage: Eukaryota; Dinophyceae; Suessiales; Symbiodiniaceae
Source: the annotation of a GenBank genome assembly